Stegodyphus dumicola is the source of this 7751-nucleotide messenger RNA. Its product is annotated as breast cancer anti-estrogen resistance protein 3 homolog. NCBI's taxonomy places the organism in Eukaryota, Metazoa, Arthropoda, Arachnida, Araneae, Eresidae. Gene Ontology annotation, biological process: small GTPase-mediated signal transduction; positive regulation of peptidyl-serine phosphorylation. The record is from RefSeq and is a predicted model, not a curated record. Gene Ontology annotation, molecular function: guanyl-nucleotide exchange factor activity; phosphotyrosine residue binding.
UUUAUGUUUAAGUAUUAAGAUUCUUGAAUCGAUUGGUUACACAUGAUUGCGAGGGAAAAUGUCAAGCACUGGACCACAUUUAAGUAUUGAUCAUUGGUUGGACAAGCUAGAUUUAACAAUUUACAGAAGUCUUUUGAAAGAUUACAAUGGAGUUGAGGAUAUUUUGUGGAUGUCCGAAAGAGAUCUGAAGAAUAUUGGAAUUAAAAAUGGAAGUCACAGAGCAAGACUGAGUACAUCUCUAAAAAUUCUGAAAGAUAAAUAUGACAGAACAUCUAGGGAAUUUUCACCUUCUGAAAGGUAUAACCUAAGCACUGAUAAAGCAAACAGAUCAUUUAAUAGCAUUUCACCCAUCAACCAAAUGACAUUUGAGAAGCCUCACUCAGGUGUACGGAGUUGGCCUUGUAGCGGACCAUCAAGUUCACAAAGCACAAAACAUUCUAGUCCUAGAUCAAGUAUGGAAAGCUUUGUAGGCACAGAAGCAACUGCUGAUGAAUUGAAAAAAGCAUUAGAAAAAGAACUAAGUUUAGAUAGUUCUGACCUAAGGAGUUAUGCAUGGUAUCAUGGAACUAUAUUACGACAAAGAGCUGAAGAAUUAGUAGUUCAGAAUGGAGAUUUUAUUGUAAGAGACUGCAUUUCACAACCUGGAGAUUUUGUGAUUACUUGCAAAUGGCAAAAUGUUCCUCUUCAUUUCAUAAUUAAAAAGGUCAUUUUACAACCUGAUACUUUGUAUGAGAGAAUACAGUAUUGUUUUGAAAAUGACAGUUUUGAUAGCAUUCCUGAUUUUGUUACAUACUAUGUAGGCAGCAAAUGUCCCUUAUCUGCUAGCUCUGGUGCUAUUAUCAGUCGACCUAUUAAUCGUACCAUGCCUUUGUCGUAUUAUGCAUCACGUUAUGGAAUUCAGUGUCAGAUGCAUUAUGCAGCUAAAGCAUUAGAGAAAAUUCCUACAUCACCCUUAAGCUGUGAUAAUAAUUUUGUCAGUCAAUCAGUGCAUGCUGCAGACAUAGAAAAUCCGAAAUCCAUACCAAAUAUAGAGAAGGAAAGCAGUGACAGCACAAGUGAAAACAAAACAAAAAACACAAAUUUAAAUCCAUGGCCAGCUUUAACAAGAGUAGGAAGUGAUCCUAUGCUCAGUCCAAAUACAGAAAGACGAAGAUUUGAACACAGACCAAAUUCAGGAACAUUCAGUUCUGAUAUAGUGAAGGCAAUUUCUUUAAAAGUGGAAGAUAAACCACCUCCUAAACCAAGUCGAGUUCCAUCUAGAAAAUGUGUUCAGCGACCUAUGGUUCUGAAACGGCGACAGCAGUCUGUUGAUGAGACUGAUGAAAGUUCUCAAAGUCCUAUUCCUAUCCCCAGUGUUUCAUUAUCACAUGCUUAUUUACGACAAACAUCAGAAACUCGUUUUUCAUUUUUGGAUCGGCCAAGCAUUUCAGAUGAUGGUUCAGUGCCCGAUAUGGAAAUAACAGAGAAUUCUUUUACGAUACCCAUACUUCAUCCGCCAUCUAUCUUUGAGCCUCAGACUUUCAGAACACCUUUACUCACAUCUGAAAAUACACCUCUAGAAGGCACAGUAUUGUCCAGAAUAAGAGAAGCAUUGCUUUCCAAUGCAUCUAAAAUUUCGGCAUUUCAUUUGACAAGAGUGGAUCUUGAAAUAGCGAGAAAUUUUCAAGAAUUAGACUUGGGCCUUGGUGUAACAAAUGGACUGGAACUACUUUUGCUUCCACAAGGUGAACAGUUGCAGAAAGAUUUAUUAGAAAGAACUGAAAGCAUGAAGAUAUUUGUGGCAGUCACCAUUUUAACCACACCUGGAAUUGAAGACAGAGUGAAGAUUUUGAACAAAUGGAUUGAAAUAGCCAUUGAAACAAAAACUACACUAGGAAAUUUUUAUGGCUUUGCAUCAGUGAUGCUGGGUCUCACAAUACCAGAGGUGACUGGAUUACAGUCAACAUGGUUGGCCUUAAGGCACUCUUAUACAGAAUCAGCAUUUGCUUUUGAGACUAAGAUGAAACCUGCUUUCAAGUCUCUACAAAAUGCAUCAGAUCUUGGAGCUCCCAAUAUUUGUUUUCCAUAUAUAUUAUCUUUAAUUUUGAUUCUUCAGCAACAUUCAUCUAUUAUGAGCAUCAUAGAAAAUCAACCAUUUGAUUAUACUGAUAAUAUUAAUAAUAUUAUUCUAAAUUUUAGCAUACCUGGUAGUUAUGGUUCAGAUGAUUUUGGACUUCAGCUUCUUGCGGACCAUUUAGCACUUGGUCGCAAUAUUAUUCAGCAAAUUCCAGGUUUUAUAAAAAAUGGACAGUUAUCACUUAGAAGUGUAAAAUAUGAUGAUAUAUUAUUGGAUAUGUUUAGUACAGAAUUUCAUUUACGAAUGCUUUGGGGCUAUAGAGGUUCAGUUGUGCAUUCAGAAGAAAGGCAUCAAAAGUUUCAGAAAGUUUUGCAGUUGCUUCAUAAUAAAUGUAAUGAAGUUUAAUUUAUAAUGAAAGUGAUGUUUUAAUUUCAUGUGGAGCAAGAUGCAUAUUAAAAAAAGAAUUGGUGAUUCUUAAAUAUAUCCAUUUUUUCCCCUUAUUAACAAAGUUGCUUGUUCAGUCCUUACUUUAGCAACACAGUUGCCUCUUCAGUCCUUACCUUAGAAACAAAGUUGCCUCUCAAAAGUUUUCAUCAUGUAUUUACCAUACAUAUGCAUAUCCAAAUGUAAAAACAUCAUUUGAGCUUAUAAAAAAAUCCUACCAUUUUAAACAGAUUAUUUUUUUAUCUUAAGCUUUUAUGAAUUGCAUGGUAUUUUGCAUUGAUGCUGUGCUUGAUAAUUUUUAUGAGAAUUUCUUUACCUUCUGUUUUUAUCACUUAAAGAAAUUCUGUGGUAUCGGAUGAAUUUGAGUUAAAUAUUGAAUCUCGCAGAUAACAUCUGUCCGUGAUUUCAAAAAGAAGUGAAUCUAUAAUAUCAUAAUAUACUGUAUUAUGUAAGAAUCUUACAUAUAUCAGUUUUUGCUAAUGGUUUAAAAAUAUAAACAUAAUUUAUAAGAAGAUCAGUUUUCUUUAAUACUUUUUAACCAUUUGACUAAGCGCUGCGUAGCAGUUUUCAUUUGCCUCGAAAACCAUGACACAGUUAGUUAUUUUAGAAUGCACUCAUUUUACAAAGUACGUGUGAGGUCAGACUACGUACGUUCACACCCACGGAGCAACAAAGACACACUGAAACUCGCAGCGCUUUUUCGCUGCAUCGCGGUUUUCGAGACAAAUGAACGCAGCGCUUUUUUUUGUGCCACAUAGCAGUCAAAUGGUUAAACUGAUUAAAAUAUAUACCAUAUUUCUUUAUUUUUCUCCUUCUAGCCUUUUAGCACCAGUUUCUGAAAAAUUUAAAAUUAUUCAUGUAAUUUUCCCCUGUAUCAAUACACUCACGAAAUAAGCUUCCCUAAAUUUUAAAUGGUUUUAUCAUGUAGUAAUUAUUUUCAUUAUAUUAAGAGACAAAACCUUGCAAGCUACCUGCAAAGGUGAUGCUGAACCUUCCCCUUCUAACUGUUGAACCUCAUGAAGCCUGUUACAAGAACCUACAAAUCACAAAGAAGUAAACACAAACUGACAUUCAGUCUAUGACUUCACACAGUCAGCUGCACAUUCACCUUAUUUAAUUAUUUAUGAAUUAUUUGAGGCAGAGACAACAUGAAUGGGCAGGUUUCAAAUUACAAGGUAGUAAAAAAUGGAGAUAUCUUAUUAGAUAUUGUAAUAUUACUAUGUAUUCGUAUUGCAAUGUAGCUUUUACUUAACCUUUUGAUGGUCAUUAACGAGCUCAGAUUGCAUCUCAGUUAUGCACUGCAGCGGACAAAAAUGAACACAGCUCGCAUUGUAAAUUUAUGACUGAGCUUAUUUGGAAAGAAAGAAUUGCUCUAUCUCACAACCACCAGAGGGUAAAAGAAAUAUUGCGAUACUUACCUGUAGUUUAUCCAUGACUACUUUCGAUUUGUUAUGUUCUGACUGUAACCAUGUCCUUUGGAAAUUAAAUAAUUCACAUAGCUUUUCCACUCUUAAUUUUCAGAUGACAAAAUCAAUAAGAAAGGAGGGGGAAGUGUGCAAGGAAAUAUGGUAUUAAUUAUGUUUAUUUUUUCUUACAUUGAUUUGUGCAUGUGCUUUAAAAAACAUAAAAAAUUAUACAAGUUUUAUGCUAAAAAUAAUUGAAGGACUUGCAGCAAGAAGGGCCCAGCUCCACAUUUUUUAAUUUUUGGAAAAUUAAAAGAAACAUUUCAAAAAUUUAUUUUUUAACUUAUUUUCGUUUGCCCUCUAGUAGUAAAAGUGCUAGUAAAAAUGGUAUUUUACGGCUACACCAGCAACCUUUUACUCCAAUCCAAAAAGCAGCAGUUUUUUUUUUUUAACAAAAAUGAUUCAUGAACACAAAAUCUAUCAAAGCAGAGCUGGGGCCUUUUUGCUACAAGCUCUUCAAUUGUUUUUGCUACAAGCUCUUCAAUUGUUAUAAAAGUUUGUUAUUUAUUCUCAGGGGAAAAAGUGAAAUUUUGCACAUUUAAUAUUUUUUUGAAUGGAUAAUCUAUAAAUUAUUCAUAGGUCAUGGUUAUUUUGUUUAAAACUCUGAGUGGUAUAAAUUUUUGGCUUUGCUGAUGGAGCAUUUCGUUGAAGCAAUAUUUAUUUAUUUGUAUUCAUAUAAUUAAUUUUUUUGUUUUCAUUAAAGAUAUUCAAGUCAUUACGAAAUGUUUGAAAACUUAUUUUAAAUAAGGUCAUGUAUAACAAUAAAAAAAAUCUCAUCGCAUGAUAAAGUGGUUCAUGCCACUCAGAGGGGGUUAAACAGUCAUUAAUUAGCUCAUGAUUAAUAUAAAAUCCUUUUAUACAAAAAUAAUAUUCUUUUCAGAUGCUUAACUUCUGUAUUUUUGUAACUUAAUUAUUUGUAAAUUAUUUUGAAAGUGUAUAUAAGCUGGAUUAAACUUCAGUAGUAAAAAAUUUGAUAAAAAUACUUAGGUUAUGCACAGGAAUGCUCAGUAUUUAUUAGCUUUUACUUUUACGAUGGUUUUCAGUCAGUUUGAAGUUGAACUGUUUUUCAGUUUCAACCAUAUGUUUUUAAGAGACGGUGAACAUACAAAAUCUGCUAUUGCCCUAUAUUGAUCUAAAAUAAAAUGGGAGGGGGGAGGAGAUUUGAUUUGCUCCAAGUUUUCAAGCAAUGUUCAUAAAACUAAAUUAGGCUUUUAAAUUUAGUUUUAUUCAUGACCAAGGAAGGAGGAAAAAAUAAGUAAAUAUUUGUUUAAUCCAUUUGAAUGAUUACCUCAAAGAUCGGAUGCGUCCAUUAAAAUCAUGUUGUUUCAACUUGUCUCACACAAAAUUAUACCUUAUUCUAUGCAUUUUAGAGCACUAUAUAAUAUAUAUAUAUAUAACUAUACCAUAUGUUUUAUAAUAGCCCUGGGAUACCAUAUAUUAAAAUGUACUGGAUACCAUAAACUUCACUAAAAAUUCUAUAAAUUUCAGUAAUAAAUAUUAUUUAGUGCUAAUUGGAAAAAUUAAACAUUAGUUUCUUCCUCUUUCAUUAUGUGAUAAUGAUCUCUUAAAUAUAUGAAUAUACGACAGAUCACUUCAUUUCAAAAGCUUUAAUUUCUUUGUUCUUUAAUAGUUUUUCUAAAUUUUUUAAACAAAAUAAGUACUACCGUAUUUGAUGGCAUAUAAGAUGCACCCUUAUUUAGAAGGCCACACACAUGUAGAUGUAGAUAAAGUUAUGUGUGUCUAGACCUUUAUCCGGGCUAAAAAUAGCAUUUCAGUAUUGAAAGUUAACCUGUGUCCUUCACGUACAAGACGCAGGUAACUUUUUUAGACCAGAUUCAGGGAAAAAAGUGCGUCCUAUAUGCCGUCAAAUACGGUAAUUAAUCAUAAAUCUAAAUUUUGCAUUAUUUCUAAUUUACAGAUCUUAGAUUUAUCAAUUUUCUUCAGUAUACCUUUCAUAAGUGAUCAGAAUAAAUACUUUUUUAUAAUGCAUCAUAUGAAGAAAAAUAAUCUUAGUGAUUCAUUUGCUGUAGUGUUAGUUUUUAAAUCAUACUUUUGAGAACUGGUAAUUUAAAAGUUCUAUGUGUCUGUGUUUUUCUGUUGAUUUUUAUAUAGAAAUUUUGUCAUUUCAUUACAUCCUAGAAUAAUUUUGUUUAUUAUAAUGAAUGAGUUAUUUUAUUUAAGAAAAAUUUAUUAGUGCUAAAUAUUUAAAAUAUGAACUAGUCAAUAUAUAUAUAUUUUGAUCAUUGACAUGUUAAUAUUUAGCACUUGAAAGUGUAUAAAUCUAUUCAUGUAUAUAUAAAAUCAAUUAUAUCACUGCAAGAUAUUUCUUGUGCUUAUAUUGCGAUAUGCUUAGGAAAUGAUUUUUUUAUGGCUGAAAUUUAAAAAUUUUAAGAAAAUUUGUAACUGAAAGUAUCUUUUACUCAUGUAAUUAUAUCAAGUCAUUUAAAAUGUUCUAUCAUAUUUAAAUAAGUUUAUUAUAUAGAUAUAUAUUUUACUGAUCAAAACAGUACUAUAUUACUGAACCAUCUAGUUCUUGGGGGCAAAAUUGUCCUGCAGUUCUCUUGAAAAUCAGGUGAUUAAACUGUUUGUUGUUCAUGUAAUGAAUGAAGUAAAUGAAUCUAAUGAAGUAAAAUAUAUAUAUAUAUAUAUAUUCGAAAUGGUUAAGAUUUUAAUGUUCCCCCUUUUUUUAACAUUUAAGUUUUAUAUACUUUCACUAACACAGUUGAUCAGUCUGUUUUGUACUUCACAUCUGUUGACUAUUCUUUGUUACUAUACUCAGAUAGAAUAGAAAAAAAUUUUCUUGGUUGGUUCAAGAGCUAUGAAACUUCUGAUCAUGUGAUAGUCUGAAAGGCAUUUCAAGUAAAAUCUGGCAGCCCUGACAGUAUGAUUGAUUCAGAAUACAGUUUCCCUCUAGGGUUAACUGAUAUUAUGACAUCUGUUUAUUUGAAAAGUGAUACAGACAUCAGUAGUGAUUUGAUGAAAAAAGGUCAGGUUACAAGACUUAGCCUUAUCAAACUGCAUAGAAUUGGAAACUCUUUCAAUCAGCAGUGUUGUGCAAUAGCAUAUUUAGAAAUAUUUUUCAGAUUAUGAGUUUCAUGCUCUUUAGUGUGAAAUUUCAAGGCUUACUUUCAGAUUUACCAAUUAAAGAAGUAAAUAAUAUUUGAAUUUAAAGCUAUAAUGCUAAUAGUCUCUUCUUACUAAUUUUUGAUUUCUUUAUUAGCUAGUUCAUUGAUAUGCUUUUUUUAUCACAUUACUAGAUACUGCAGUGUAUUACUGUUUCAUCAAUAGUGAGCGAUCAGUUUUAGCAUUUUGCAUGAAAGUAAUUAUUACUAAUUUUGCUUUUCACUAAGCAUUUAAAUAGUUAUUUCUUUAUAUAUUGGACAAAAGCUAGUCUCAUUUAGUCUUGUCAGUUUGUCAAUAUCAGUGACAAUUGGUUGUUUAAAUCUCAGCUGAUCUUCAAAUAACUCUACUUCCUUUAUAAAACUUUGUUAAUAAGAUAUGCUUUUCUAGUUCAUUGUGCAGUGAUUAUACACUUACCACACAUUCAAACUCACUGAAUUAUUUUAAAUCCUCUUUUAGAAGUAAUACCUCUAAUCUCAAAUUAUAAUAUUAAAUUAAAGCUUUUCAAGUUUUUACUUAAAUUUGAAUCACUGAAUGUGUAAUCAACUGAUAAUUAAUGGCAUAUGGAAAUACAGUACCUCUUAAAUGACUUGAUAAAACGUUGUCUUUCAUGAGCUUCAGAGUUUUAUUAUAUUUUUAUAAAAUAAAACUUUUCAGUGCUUUUCAAA